This is a messenger RNA of Caenorhabditis auriculariae, 908 nucleotides long. Lineage: Eukaryota; Metazoa; Nematoda; Chromadorea; Rhabditida; Rhabditidae. The record is from the annotation of a GenBank genome assembly.
AUGGAAGAGUACGAGCCACUGAACGCCAGUAACUCGGCUUUACCGCCGCCACCGCCAGGUUCAGAAAGCCAUAAACCCAAAUUCAAAGUAACGAUUCUAGUUGCAUCAGAUUGCUUUCAACAUGAUCUCUUUUCAGUGGACCGGCUCCGUUUGGUGAAGAGGAUGAUAUCAACCUGUCGCCAUCGAUCAAGUCCGACAACACCAAAACCACGACUAAGACAAGUGGAACAAAAAAGCUCAGGACGAGUUCGACGACGAAGCCCAGCAAAGACUCUGUUGUAGAAAUGAGCACUAGUCACAGCAGCGCGUCCAAAGAAGAGGUUCGUCUAAGGAAAAGCCUACUUUAUGUUGCUCUAGGAAGAAAAGCGCAAGAACAAGGUGAAAGGCUAUGCUUUCUUGCUGCAUUUUGGCGUUCGUUCUGUUGUUGGCCAGUUGCCUUGUCGCCCUCGGAAUCGGCUACUUUUUGCUGGAUUUUAUGCGCCAGGCCGGCAAAUUCACCUAUUCUUCCACUACAACCUCCGACUCCGAGACGUCAACCCAAUCGUUAGUUUUUCGAAAAACUAAAGGCAAACAAAAAAAAACGUUCCAGCGGCGCCGAACUACUGACUACUAAAAGCUCCUUCCUGCAACGCUUCUUGGCCAACUCCGCUAAUAAAGAAAGCCAAUCUGCCGAUCCGGAUUCAACUUUCCAGUUGGCCGCUAAGCCUCCUCUGGAAAACAAGCCUGCGACGAUAAAAGUCCAAGUGGAGACCACUAAAUUAGAAGCAACCACUAUCAAAGCGGAGCCGACGACUGUUGUGACGACGAAAAAGCUGAGGAGAAAGCCAAAGAAGCCGAAGUCGACAGCUGUCCCCACGAUCGCCGACUUCGAAGCCAAGGUCUCGAAAGAGCUCGAGAAAUCACCCUGA